Messenger RNA from Talaromyces proteolyticus, 840 nucleotides. RefSeq lists its product as uncharacterized. The record is from RefSeq and is a predicted model, not a curated record. Bases 1 to 840 code for a protein of 279 amino acids. The transcript is spliced from 2 exons. Lineage: Eukaryota; Fungi; Ascomycota; Eurotiomycetes; Eurotiales; Trichocomaceae.
AUGCAAAGUUCAUCUGACGGGAAAUCCAAUCCAGGCAAAAGGAUCAAAGGCGCCCCAGACUAUGACGACGCAGGAUUUUGGGACGCCAAGUUUGUCACUGGACAAGACAUCGGUGAAUGGCUGAAUACCGGGGAGGUGCUUCUGGAUGCCACCAUUUCCCACAUUGAGCAAAAGGACCCAUUGUUAUUUGCUCAAUCGCGAAACAGCGCAGAAACCAGAUCCAGAUCACGAAUAUUGCACCUAGGCCCCGGUAUCUCCACGCUAGGGGCUAGAUUGUGCACGGCAUUUGUACAACGUGGCUGGCGAGCGGAUGGUAUAGUAAAUGUUGAUUUCUCAGCCGAAGCUGUUCGUCUUGGACGCCAAGUGGAAGAAGAGAAGGGCGAUCCUGCCCACGUCAUGGGCUGGGUGCAAGCGGACUUGUGCUCUUGGGAACAGGUCUUGUCUACUCUUUCUUCGCUUGCACCAGUUGAUGUGAUCGUGGAUAAGAGCACUAGCGAUGCUAUUGCUACAUCAGUGCCGCGAACAUUUGAUUUUCUUGCCGACGAAAACUCAAUGAGCCCCAUUAUCAAAGGCAUCAUUAACCGAAAUAAGAACAAGGCCCCUAUAACAUUAUUACCCGUGGAGUUGCUGGGACUGCAUCUCGCAUCUCUGACUCGGAAAGGAGCAGUAUGGCUUGUUCUAUCGUACUCGGCCACACGGUUCGAUAAUUUCGCGUACCUUCACGACCACUGGAAUAUCGCCUCGCGUAUGCCGCUCAAGGCUCCAGCCGGUCAAACUGUGUCUGCCGCUGCAAUGGUGCCUGAAGUUUUCCAUUGGUUCUAUGUUCUUGAGCGGAAGUAG